GAGAAGAAAGAGUCCUUUAACGGUUCCGUUGCUCCGGCCGGGUCUCACCAAUGCAUUAUAUAAAAAUUUGUAUCUUUCCAUAUGUAUCCAUGCAUUGGUACUGAAUUUGAAGCUUCUCAUGAGUGUCAGAGAUUUCAUUUUCGAUAAUUUUGAAAUUUGGCUUCUCAAAGGCUGGCUACGUGAAGCAUAUUGAUUGGGAGCUUCAGGUCUCACAGAGAUACCUAUGGCGAAGGCGCUUCUCCAUGUUUUCACUUCAUUCUUUCAAUUAUCAUCUUGUGAUAGCAUAAUUCAUGGUCCAGCUCAAAAAAGCUACAAAAAUAUUGAAGAGAUAUUGAGGCUGAUGAAACCUACUCUUGAUGCUAUUGUCAAUUCUAGCAUGGCUAAUUGGGAAACUAUGCAGGAGGCUUUUGUAGAACUAAGACAAUGUGUUGAUGAAUUGGCAGAACUAUUUGGAAAUUGGCACCCACUUAUGAGCAAAAUUUAUUUGGUUCUGCAGGUUGAAUCACUGACAUUUAAGGUUUGUAAUACUGGUUUGGAAAUCUUAGACCUCUUGAAGUCUUCAAAACAUCCACCUGCUGAACAAAUUGCAUCAUCUCUGGAGCUUUCUAUGCAGAAAAUUAAACAGAUGGAUUUGCACCAAACAACUGCAAUUAUUAACGAAGCGGUAAGAGAGCGAAGGGAUGGCUUUGGAUGCAUGUCAGAGUGCCAGAAGAAAUGUGCCGAUUCCCUCAACUUGAAGUCUAACCAGGACCUUCUGAUAGAGGCAGUGGCACUGGAAAAAUUGAAAGAAAAUUCUGAACAAGCUGAUAACACUUGUGAUGCUGACUACAUAGAUCAGUUAAUAUCUGUGGUUGGUCACAUGCAGGAGCACCUCAUUGCAGCAAAACAAGCUGAAAAUUCAAACUAUGUUCCUAUACCUACUGAUUUAUGCUGUCCUCUUUCACUUGAGAUCAUGACUGAUCCGGUUAUUGUUCCUUCUGGACAAACAUACGAGCGGGCUUAUAUAAGGAAGUGGCUAGAUCUUGGGCUUAUGGUCUGCCCUAAAACAAGGCAGACUCUGGCUCACACCAAUCUUGUUCCUAAUUAUACCGUAAAGGCUUUAAUUGCGAGUUGGUGUGACAAGAAUAAUGUGAAGCUGCCCGACCAACCUUCUUUGAUUGAAAAUGAGGGAAAUAGUUCUGAAAAUAAUCAUUCACAGCAGCAUCAGUUGUCAUCACCUGGUAGAACUCGGUCUUCUGUAUCCCCUCCAACUGGCCUGAUCUCAUCUAGUGGAAGCAGCCAAGAUGAGAAUUCUCCUUUAAGCUCGUUAUCAUUGUCGGAGGAUUCAUUAUUUUCUACGGUUGGUAAUGAACCUAGCUUGAGUAAUGAGAUACUUACUCUAACACACACUGAGGACACACAACUGAACUCGAGCGAAAGAGAGAUGGAAUCUGAUAAUCAGUCGCCCAAGGGUCAUAUCCGAACUGCCUCUGCCUCUUUCGUUGAAUCUAGUUCAAGUAUGCCACCAGAUCUGGUCAAUGAGGGCAGUGAAAUGCCCUCAGAGCCCCAGGAUGCUUCUAUCUUGACAACCUCACAAAUCAGAAGUGAGUUCCCACCAAGGUUAGAGACGAGAUUCCGAAGCCAUACAAUAGGACGCCGACCUACUGACAGGAGUAUUCCAAAAAUUGUUUCUUCUCCCCUGAUUGGAAUAUCUGACGACCUUUCCAGAAUGGAAGACCAUAUCAAGACUCUUGUAGUGGACUUGAGUAGCUCUUCAGUUGAUAUUCAAGGAAACGCCACCGCUGAACUUAGGCAGCUUGCCAAGGAUAAUAUGAGCAACAGGAUUCUUAUUGCGAAUUCUGGGGCGAUCGUCUUUCUGGUUAAUCUACUUCAGUCUAGUGAUGCUAGGAUUCAGGAAAAUGCAGUUACUGCAUUACUCAACUUGUCAAUUAACGAUAAUAACAAAAUUGCAAUUGCAAAUGCUGGUGCAAUUACGCAUCUAAUACACGUACUGCAGACAGGUAGUGAUGAAGCAAAGGAGAACUCUGCUGCUACGCUUUAUAGUUUGUCAGCAGUUGAGGACAUCAAGAUAAAAAUUGGACGAUCUGGGGCUAUAUCACCAUUAGUUGAUCUUCUUGCAAAUGGGACUCUUAGGGGGAAGAAAGAUGCGGCAACAGCUUUGUUUAACUUGACAUUAUUUAAUGAAAACAAAGCCCGGAUCAUUCAGGCUGGAGCAGUGAAGCACCUUAUUGAUUUGAUGGACCCUGCUACAGGAAUGGUUGAUAGAGCAGUUGUUGUUUUGUCAAAUCUUUCCAGUAUCCAUGAGGGGAGGACUGCCAUUGGUCAGGAGGGAGGCAUCCCGGUGCUUGUUGAUACUAUUGAGUUGGGUUCGGCUCGGGGAAGGGAGAAUGCGGCAGCUGCUCUUCUGCAACUCUGUAUGAAUAGCAAUAGAUUCUGCAAUAUGGUUCUUCAGGAGGGAGUCAUUCCCCCGUUAGUGGCACUUUUACGAUCUGGCACUCCACGAGCUAAAGAAAAGGCUCAAUCACUUCUCGGACAUUUCAAAAACCAACGACAGAACAAUGGUGGAAGAGACUGAGCAAGGAGGUAUAUAUACAUCAUAUGUCUAGAUUUAAUUUGUCAGAUAGUUGCAGUUUCAUUGAUGUUAAGAGCAAUUAAUACAAGAAAUAUAAAGUUUGAUCUACCAAUGGAUUUGAUUGUAUUUCUAGUUAAGAGCAACAUUUUUCUUAUGAAUUACAAAGGUACUAUGCAUGUAGAGGUUCGUUUCAAAUGAAGCCUCUUAAGAUAGUUUUUCUUGGAAAAGAAAGGAAUCCUAAUCCUUUUAGCUAG
Impatiens glandulifera is the source of this 2826-nucleotide messenger RNA. Its product is annotated as U-box domain-containing protein 4-like. Gene Ontology annotation, cellular component: nucleus; cytoplasm. The record is from RefSeq and is a predicted model, not a curated record. The transcript is spliced from 6 exons. Lineage: Eukaryota; Viridiplantae; Streptophyta; Magnoliopsida; Ericales; Balsaminaceae. Gene Ontology annotation, molecular function: protein binding; ubiquitin-protein transferase activity. Gene Ontology annotation, biological process: protein ubiquitination. The coding region runs from base 224 to 2575 and encodes 783 amino acids.